This is a messenger RNA of Strigops habroptila (Kakapo), 6815 nucleotides long. RefSeq lists its product as uncharacterized. The transcript is spliced from 12 exons. Lineage: Eukaryota; Metazoa; Chordata; Aves; Psittaciformes; Psittacidae. The record is from RefSeq and is a predicted model, not a curated record. The coding region runs from base 1421 to 2443 and encodes 340 amino acids.
GGGGGUUGGAACUGGAUGAGCUUUAAGGGCCCUUCCAACACAAACCAUUCUAUGAUUCUAUGUGUGCCACUUUUACUAGGCUAGGCUCAUGCCUCUGGUGUGUCUGUGUGGGUGCGUUUACCUGCUUGAAGCCUCUGAGGAUUUCUCUGCUUGUCGAAAGAGGCAGGAGUCGCAGGAACAGGGUUUCUUUUCCAAACUUGUGUUGUUUUCUUUGCCUUUUUUUCAAGCGACGGUGUAACUGCAGACCAGCAGGCAGGCUUCCUUACCUGGAAAUAAAUCACUGUGGUGUGGUUACGGCGAGGAUUUAACAAAGCUCUCAUGGAUGGAAACAAACGAUUAGAUGAUUGGCUUUUUGUGGAUUGACGUUGUGUUGCCUAUCAUGGGCUUUUUUGCAGUUUUGGGGCACAUGUGAGGUUUUAUCCAGGGGCAUUAUUUGUCUAAUAAAUGGUCUUACAGAGAAGCAUUUCCCCUGAAUAGUGUGGGUUUAGGGUCUGUUUCCAGCCUUUGUUCUUGUAGGAGAGAUGGCAACUGUAAGAGGCUGUGUCAGGGAAAACAGGAGGAUGUCUGGCUCAACAUUGCUAUGGCAGGAAGACCGACAUUGCCGAUACCAUCGCCACAGCAGGAUGUCUGUCUCCACAUCAGUAUGGCAGGAAAACCGACACUACCCCCACAGCAGAUGUUUGUGAAGGAUAUCUGUCUCCACAUCGCUCACCAACUGACACCUUGGUGCAGGACGUUUGCCUUAUGGAACCACGGGGUGGGGAGGGAAGACGCCCUAGUGACAGUAUUGGGCAUGUGCACCACCACCGGGUGGAGGAUGUGGUUGCAACUAUAUAAAAGAACGGCACCAACCGGCAUAGAGAGGAAGAACAUCUCCCCCACCGGACUUGCGACUAAUCGGACUGUCGGGACACUACAGCUCCAGGGUGGUGUGGUUUUGCAGGAGAAACAGGACCAAGAUGCAUUAUUCCUAGUGAAAUAAAGAAACCUGAUGUCACAAAGGUAAGCUGUUUUACCUGAACUGUUUUACCUUUAUCACGUUUGGUAUGUUCCGGUACAGAAAGAAUUUGCAGGUAUGUUUUCUGUCCAUCAGAAGCUAUUUCUCAUUAUCUUAUAACUGCUGCUGUUCUAACUAGAUAACACCUAAGUGUGGUACCAAUGCCGAUGUUAAUUGGUACUCAUCACCCAUGCGUGUUUGGGGCAUUUAUUGACAAAUUUCUUGGCCUAGCUAUGUUUUGUUUGCCUUUUUUCAUUUCAGUAGAGGAUGGCAGCUUUUGGAAAACUAAUGUUGUGAUAAGCUGUUACCAGUACAAAAAAUUAGCGUGACUAAACUCUGGACUUGAGUAAUAGGCCUGUCAGAGUUGUUCGGUAUAAUAUUAACACAGAAGAGCUCUAUUCGUAUCUGAAGGAAUCUAUCCAUAUGCUGUAUUUCAGGUGUGGUUUUGCAGGAGAAACAGGACCAAGAUGCAUUAUUCCUAGUGAAAUAAAGAAACCUGAUGUCACAAAGCCUGUCAGAGUUGUUCAGUAUAAUAUUAACACAGAAGAGCUCUAUUCGUAUCUGAAGGAAUCUAUCCAUAUGCUGUAUUUCAGGUGUGGUUUUGCAGGAGAAACAGGACCAAGAUGCAUUAUUCCUAGUGAAAUAAAGAAACCUGAUGUCACAAAGCCUGUCAGAGUUGUUCAGUAUAAUAUUAACACAGAAGAGCUCUAUUCGUAUCUGAAGGAAUCUAUCCAUAUGCUGUAUUUCAGGUGUGGUUUUGCAGGAGAAACAGGACCAAGAUGCAUUAUUCCUAGUGAAAUAAAGAAACCUGAUGUCACAAAGCCUGUCAGAGUUGUUCAGUAUAAUAUUAACACAGAAGAGCUCUAUUCGUAUCUGAAGGAAUCUAUCCAUAUGCUGUAUUUCAGGUGUGGUUUUGCAGGAGAAACAGGACCAAGAUGCAUUAUUCCUAGUGAAAUAAAGAAACCUGAUGUCACAAAGCCUGUCAGAGUUGUUCAGUAUAAUAUUAACACAGAAGAGCUCUAUUCGUAUCUGAAGGAAUCUAUCCAUAUGCUGUAUUUCAGGUUCCUUUCCGAUGUCCUUAGCUGUGAACUCUGCAAACACGGCUCUGUGCGUGAAGACCACUUUCAGUGCCCCGAGAAGAAGAGCUGUGUUGUAAGCCGAUGUUGCAGCUCCUCGAAGUCCCGCAUUGCCUGCUCGUGGGCAGCCGGAUCCUGCACCAGAUGCUGGAAGAGGUUGAGUGGCUCCGCUCUUUGCAAGGCUGGGGGCACGACAAUCUCCUCAGGAAUCUUCUCAUUACCGAAGAAGAAGUGGUUGAGGCGUUUCUCCUCCAAGCAGCAGCGCAGGUACCGCAUGAUGUCAUCCAGCCGCAGUAGGAAAUGCCUCCUGCGCCAGCCUGACAGGGGUGUGGUGGUCAGGAGGUGCAUCACCACCGUCUUCAAGGUGUAGCUGGAAAAGCCUGUGCCUGCCACCAUGCGGGUGCAGAGUUGCAGGCAGCUGAGCAAGCUGUCAUCUGGGGUCUGAUCGAACAUCAGCCACAAGAACUUCGCCUCUGCCCAGGUGCAGCUCAGUGUCCACAUUGUGCUUGGGGUGAAGAUGUCCUCUGUAGGCUGGCUGCUCAUGAAGAUGUCUGAGUCGCCUAGCUGCAUGCCAAACAUCAUCUCAACAAGCAUGGUUCUCCCAAAGACAUCUCUAAUCUGCACUUUGCAAGAGCGGCUGGAGGGCAGCACGGUCAGAACGUAGUACCGUAAACGUAGGAGGCGCAUGCUUGCCGUGCUUUCGCUCACCAAAUCCUGCAACCAGCAAGCAGUUUUCUGCACAUCUAGAUAGGAGCCGGUGCAGAGGGUGUGUAGGAGGCUGGGCUUCUGCUUCUUCCUGAGCUCCUCCUCGGGGUCGUGGAGGAAGCACAGCAUGGGCCCCACCGUCUCCUGAGUAGUGCAUGUGCACUGCAGCUCGACACGGAUGCGGGACUCCUUUGCCACGAUGUGCGGCUCCAGGCAGAAGGCGUGCCCACGGGGGGGCUUCAGGCGCACGAGCUGGCAGUAGACAGGCUCAUCUUCCCGGGAACUCCAGUAAUCAAAGGCGCUGCCCACCCCGAUGGCUGGUCCCAGCUCCGGGAAGAAACCGUUUGAUACGGAAUUGGACCAUUGGCAAGCAAUGAGGAGGCUUUCCACCAGUGCGUGCACCAACUCACUCCGGUUCCACAGUUCAUCAGCUGACCACUUGUUGCGCAUUGCAAUGUAUGUGCCCAAAUCUGUCGCCUCAGCAGCAUCUUCUCCUUCACUGUCUUCCUCCUCUUCCCUGCUGCUGCCCGCCUCAUGGCUCCUUUUCCUGAAGCACCAGCAGAGCCCAACAAUCAGGAGGAUCAGGAUGCCAGCAAUCGCCCAGAAUUGCCAGUGCCGCAAGGCAGCAAAGAGCAGGGCUCUCCAGGUCGCACGUUUCUGCUUGUGGAUCAUCUGGUCCAGCUUCUGCAGCAGCCGAUCUGUGUCCUCAAUAAGCAUCUCCAAACGCUGGUGCAUGCACUCACGUGUGGGUUCAUCCAGCUCAUCACUGACAAUGAGCACGUUUGCGAAUACGCUUCGCAGAACCCAGACAAAGAGGUUUGUGAUAGCCAUGGCCUGCAGGAGAGAGAAGGAAUUCAGUGGGGCUUGGGAGGGAGGGAGAUGGUGGUGGGGGAGCGGGGACGGGAGCCGCAGGGAGCUGGGGACAGGCAGGAGAGGGGACGAGGCAGCUGGGAGGGAGAAAGGCCUGCGCCCAGGCCCGGUGGCAGCAGCAGCGUGCCCUGCCCAAGGCGCUCGCAGCCAGGGCCUCGAUGCAGGGUGAGCACCCACGCCCAGGGGCCCGCGUUUCUGCCCCGGCCCUUGUCCAGCCCAGCCUCCCCCCUGUGUGUGCACUCGCUGCUGGCCCAGGCCGUCCUGGGGCAGUGCUGCCUGCUGGCACCCUCAUAACCAUCCCCCAUUGUGACUCGUCCCCUGUGCUGUCACAGGCGCCGAGACGCAUCACAGGCCUGCCCGCCACCCAGCCCCAGCCUUCGCCCCCAGCCCAGUUCAGCGACUCACAGCUGCCCUGGUGCCCUGGUUACAGCUUGGCUCCAGCCAACUUUGUUCAGAGAAGCGUGCAUGGUGCUGUAUUUUGGAAUAAGUGUGUUCUGCCUGCCAAUGGAUAUCUCCUAAUCAUAGAAAAUCCCGAAUUGAAAGUUACCCACAAGGACCGUCAAGUCCAAGGCCUGACUGCACCCCAGGACACCUUGAAGUUAAAUUAUACAUCCAAGAGCAUUGUCCAGUUGCUUCUGGAAUACCAACACGCCUGGGGACGUCGCCGUUUCCUGGGGGGAGCUUGUUCCACUGCUUGACCAACCUUUCAGUGAAGAACAUUUUCCUGCUACCCAAUCUGAACGUCCCUUGACACACCUUAAAGCCAUUCCUUUGUGACCUAUCAGCAGACCCCAGAGCAAAGAGAUCAGUGCCUCCCUGAAGCUUCUGCAGGUCACAGAGUGUCUCCUUACAUUUUUCCAGCACACAGAUUCAAGGGGAUCCACUUAUCUGCUCUAGAAAAGGAGGAAGAGGAGGAAAGCCCACAGUUUUCCUGCUGCUUGGGGUUCUGUUAACAGCUGGACUUGGUUCCUGCUGUAGGAUUUCAGCUUAAUUGAUUUGAAUAUUUCCAACACAAAAAUAUAUAUUUCUCUGCUCAUAACCAUCCAGAAAGUGGUCUUUACUGCCCUAAAAAUCUCCCCAAUGGGGAACAGUGAAAACACUGGUGGCAUCUGGAUGGAGAGCAUUGCUGUCUCACUCCGACACACAGUCUGAGUCCCACGCAAGUGUCCUGAUCCUGCACGUUACCCAUGGCAAAGACCGCCCUCUUCCCUGUGGUGGAGGGAUUCAGCGUUUGUUUUAAUCUCAUGUUUUGAGAAGCAAAAGAAAGCUGAAGUUUGCAAAGUCCCUCUGGGUAUUAUCUGGGUAUUAUUAUUAAACUGUAUUUAAGAUGAUGAAGCAGCUGAGGGUUUAAUGUCAGAACAGUGCUUGGUAACAGUAAGCUUGCUUUGGGGUGGUGUGUCAAGUGCUUUUUUUUAUUGUCAGCCUGAUUUUGUAGUGGAGUAUGUAGGACAGGGGAAAAUAUAUCCAAGAGCUACAGGGCACUGACAGAUGGUUCACGUUUUAGCUGAGACUCCAAUAUGUAUGGGGAUGGCUUCCUCAGCACUUUAUUUCUGGGCAAAUUGUAAUAUGUGGUGUACUUCGAUAUUAACUUCAUAGAUUUUGUUAAAGAAUAUGAAGAAAAGCGAGGGCUGUAAUGUGAUUCAGUUCUGGAGCACUGGUCCUUCUGGGCUGUAUUCCCGGAGCAACUGCAACUGAUUCCUGUGACCUUGGACCAGUCAGCGAAAGCCUGGUUCUACUCUGAGAAGUGACUGUGUAAAAAUGGCGCUUUCCUACUCAGCAGAUCUGGCCACUGUGUGCUCUCCAAGUCACAUCUGCUGACUUGAGCGACAAAAAGAAGUUGUUAUAGCUUUCCUGCUUUGUGAGCACUGCAGAAUCACAAGACCCGGGGAAGGAGAAGCUGGAUCCUGCGCCUCCUUGUAGGACUAAUUACUAUAAAUCAGAGCCAGCAGUAGAGCUGCACUGGCAUCGCUUGGUCUCGCACAGCUUUUCUGUUAGUGCCGGCAGUGAGGAACCUGGGAGAAAGGAAUCCAAGUUGAUUCUCUUGGUUGAGUUUUAAUUGCAGAUGGCAUUUAUUGGGUUUACAGUUGGAGAAGAAAGAAAUGUUCAUCUGUGACAUGAUUACAUUUGAAAUAAUUCAUUGGCCGUAAACUUCCUGAUACCUUUUUCAAAAUGGAUUUGUUUUAAGCAUACUUCCCUCUUUGUGUCAGGGAAUGCUGUUCUCACUUUCCCUGAAUUAGACUCAUUGCUACUCUGUUCCAAUGGCUGCCGUUUAAUGGGAAGAGCAAUUCUCCUUAAAACAGAUGCCACCAGCUGAUGUAAAGGUGAAUCGUGUGCUGGAAAUGUGCACUGAUUUAUGUGCUGGAUGUCCCCAAUAUUCAAUUUGGGAAACUCAUUCAGCAGCGAAAUUAAUGGUAGCUAUUUUAAAAUUGCCUUUACCUUCUGUGGCAUGUCCUGACAUACUUAGGAUAGCUGAUACCAUCUCAUGACAGAUGCUCGGGGUGGCAUCUUAAGAUGCAGUAAUCUGAUGUCAAGACAAUGAUUUUUUUUUUAGUUAAUUUUAUAUGUCCAAAAUGUGUCUUCCUGUAAAUUAUUAAGUAACCCAGUUUCUUAAUUAGGACAUGUUAUUUGUACUUUUUGGUUUGUGCAAUAAGGCUGCAAAAGGAAUAUCAGCUUUUAAAGAAAUCCACUGUAUGAUAUUAUUAGUUUAUACAACAGUUUGCUGUUAUAGUAACCCGGAGAUCUUAUAAGGGACUUUUUCAACCAUUAGGUAUUGUUAUUUCCAUUUUACAGAAGGGGAAAUGAAGGCAGAGGCAGGUGAAGUUUGGUUCUGAAAGUCACUUAACAAGUCAGACCUGGGAACAGGACAUGAAUCUCAUGCUCUUUACCAGCUAUGCUACCAGCAUGGAAGAAUAAACCGGUUUACACCUGAAUUUAAUCUCUGAAUUUCACCUGAGGGGUAAGAAGUCUCUGAAGGAUGACACCACUUGAAGAUUGCACUGAAACAUUUUGAAACAGAGCAUUGGUAAAAAGGGAAAGGGAUGGACGUUUCUUAAUUUGCUGUGGAAGUGGGGCCGGUUUUGCUUGGUUAUGUAUGUGCUCUGGGGCAUACUGAACUGAGUUAAAAAAUAGUAUUUCCAAAUAAUAAACCAUAGAAAUGAAUAACAGAA